GCUGGAAUGUGACAGCUUGGCUCAAAAGCUCCAUUCAAGCCAGCCCAGUGAGUCCCUGGCCCGGCCUCGACCAGCAGGCUGGAUCUACGCUGCUCGAACCUUCCGUACAGCAUGGCGGCUCCCGAGGCCGAGGCACAGGAGACUGUCUUCCGUACAACAGGGCCGCCUACAGACUCGGAGCCGCGCCCCUUCCCGCCCAGCUCCCGGAAGUUUCCUUUUGAAAGCGCGGCGGCAGACUCUACCGAGGACUGGGCAGUUGCUGCGGAGGAUCUUUUGAAAGGGAGCGAAGAGGACGACGAAUGGGAGCGGCCGGCACCGGGGGUCCAGCCAAGCCACCCGGCCACGAUGGCAAGUGCUAAGACGGUGUGCGACGCGCAGCCCCACUCGAUGCCGAGCUGCGGCUUGCCCGCAGAUACACAAACUCGAGCUACUUCUAAACUACCUGUUAAAUCUAAAGAAGCUGACAUGCAUAGACAUCUUCAUCCAGGAGGUUCAGAGCCUGAUGUUACAAAAGUCACCAAACCAAGACGAGAGGAUGGGCAGGGAAAAGCUGCGGAGACCGCCAGCAGGAGGAACAUCAGAAACGGCUACAAACCAUCUAAUAAGCAAAAAUCGGAGGAGGAACUAAAGGAUAAAAACGAGUUACUGGAGGCCGUCAACAAGCAGUUACACCAGAAGCUGACAGAGACUCAGGGAGAGCUGAAGGACCUGACACAGAAAGUGGAGCUACUGGAGAAGUUUCAGGAUAACUGCUUAGCAAUUUUGGAGAGCAAAGGUCUCAACCCAGGCCGAGAAACCCUGGCAUCAAAGCAGGAACCCACCACAGACCACACGGAUUCCAUGCUGCUGCUAGAAACUUUGAAAGAUGAACUGAAGAUUUUCAAUGAAACUGCCAAGAAGCAGAUGGAGGAGCUACAGGCCUUGAAGGUGACGUUGAAAUUGAAAGAAGAAGAAAGGCUCCAGUUCCUGAAACAGCAGACCUUACAUCAGGAUGAAGCCAGUGACUUCACAAUAGUCCUGGAGGAAAUGGAGAAGCUCUUAGAAAUGUAAUGCAAGGCAGGCGGCCAGACUCCCGGCAGAGGCCACUUAGCGUAUCUUCAAGGACUCACCAUCCCUUAGGUAGACCUACUGUAGCAGUUGAUCCGAUAAGGGCAGUUGAUGCUGGCGUUCCUCCUUUAAGCAGAUUGCCCCACCUUCAGAUGGCUCAGCUCUCCCGUGAGAGAGGAACCUGGGAUUUUGACUCCACUUCCUGUGCAACAGAGAGAGCAGCAACUUUUAGAACUAGGUACUAAGCCAGCCUUGGAGACUAGAGACCCUCCCUCGGAAGCGUGGGAAGCAAGUCCACACAGCACGUGCACUGUGCAGGAGUCACUGCGAGCCAUGCUGUCCCCUUUGUCUCUCUGGUUAAGCUAAGUUCAUGAACUUGAAACUCUUGACGUCUUUUGUCUUAAUAAAUGGGGUGGAGGUAUAGAAAGUAACACCUACCUGAAACUACACCUGGAGCUUUUGAAAUAAAUAUUUCUAUGAAUAUUAAUAUUUUGACUAA
This is a messenger RNA of Mastomys coucha (southern multimammate mouse), 1546 nucleotides long. RefSeq names its product kinetochore localized astrin (SPAG5) binding protein (gene Knstrn). Bases 112 to 1050 code for a protein of 312 amino acids. The record is from RefSeq and is a predicted model, not a curated record. Gene Ontology annotation, biological process: regulation of attachment of spindle microtubules to kinetochore; mitotic sister chromatid segregation; spindle organization. Gene Ontology annotation, cellular component: centriolar satellite; kinetochore; mitotic spindle. The transcript has 9 exons. NCBI's taxonomy places the organism in Eukaryota, Metazoa, Chordata, Mammalia, Rodentia, Muridae.